Molecule: messenger RNA, 372 nt
Organism: Bactrocera dorsalis (oriental fruit fly)
Lineage: Eukaryota; Metazoa; Arthropoda; Insecta; Diptera; Tephritidae
Product: 60S acidic ribosomal protein P0-like
Exons: 2
Coding region: 1-372 (123 amino acids)
Biological process (GO): cytoplasmic translation; ribosomal large subunit assembly
Cellular component (GO): cytosolic large ribosomal subunit
Molecular function (GO): large ribosomal subunit rRNA binding; structural constituent of ribosome
Source: RefSeq, a predicted model, not a curated record
AUGGAGUGGAAUGCUUUAGCGGCGUUACAGCGCAUGGCCACAUUUAAAGAGCGCUGCCUUUACGAACUGUGGAUGCAAGCGUUGAGAACUGAGAUCUUGAACAUCAAGCCCGAGGACUUGCGUGCGAAAUUCCUAGCCGGUGUAGCCAAUUUGGCCACCGAAUCGUUACAGAUUGGUUACCCAACUAUUGCUUCGGCACCACACAGUGUUGCUAAUGGUUUCAAGAAUCUAUUGUUUAUUGCUGCUGCCACCAAAGUAGAUUUCAGAGGAGCUUCUACCAUUAUAAAGUUCAUUAAGGAGCUCAGCAAGUUUGUUUCCGCUGCUGCUGCCUCUGCUCCAGCUGCUGGUGCUGGCGCUGCUGGCGAAAAGUAG